UUCGUAAAGCACGACUAGUUUUAUAGUUUAUUUAAUCCAAUAGCCACAACUGGCUGCCCUCUUUUCCGCUCAGUAUUUGGUGUGGCAGUAAGAGUUUUCAUGUCAAGCGUGCCACAUGACUCAGCUAACAAAGUAAACGAUCAGGUAAACGAUCGAUAUUUUUUCCAUUUAAUCAACGACUAAAAAACAAGCACAACGAAGGGAAAUGAUUUGUAUAAGCAGCGUAAGAAAUUUUUCAUUUAGGCUACUUUGCCUACAUUUACUGUUAUGCGUGCACGACUCACAACCGGCUUCAGUGCCGCAAGUGCAAUUGUACGAGCAAAAAAUAUCGCAGAGUAACGACACCGUCUAUGUGCGUGACGUAAUGCGGCAGGCAAAAGCGGCGGAAAUGCGCAACUACAUGCAGCCCGAAGUGGACGCUUGUGACGACUUCUUUCAGUACGCUUGCGGUAAUUGGGCAAAAAUCAAUCCGACAGAUGCGCGCAAUGUGUUGGAGACAAACUUUUUUGCCUUGCUAGUCAGCACCUACAAUCAAAAACAGCUGAAAGUAUUGACGGAGGAGGCACACGCUGACGACGAUGCCGCUACAGUGCAGCUGAAGACUUUCUUUGACGCUUGCCGGCAGUUGGAUGACAAGCAAAGGGAACGCUACAAGCUGAAGUUGUGGGAGGUGGCCGAGGAAUUUGGGCAAAUGCCAGCGCUCAUGCCGGAAGGUACAUGGGAAGCCGGCGAAUUCGAUUGGUUGGCGACCAUCGCGCGAAUACAACACAAAUAUGGACUGGACAUAAUACUGCAGCUGGGAAUGCGAGAGGACUUUGUCAAUAAAACAGUGAGUAAACUUUUCAUUGGUCAGCCAACGUUGGCGCUGCAAAGCAGAGCGAUGUAUAAAAGUCAGGCAACAAAGUGGCAUCGCGACAAGUAUCAGGAGGAGAUAGAGCAAUCGCUGCAAAAGUAUUUGGGCAUCAAAGACGACGUAGCCAUAAAGACUGCACGCCAGAUACUCUACUUUGAAUCACGCUUGGCCGAUGGCAUAAUGGAUAGGAGAUUGGGUAAAACACUGCGAUCCAUGGCUGUGCUGCGGACCAUCGAUGAAAUGCUAGCGGCGUACGAGGGCGCCAUAGAUGUGCGUGCGUACAUGAAUAUCAGCUUGGGAGAGGCGUUCAACGAUACAUUCUACGAAUAUCAUGUGGAGUACCAAAGGAAUUUGGUGCAAAUGCUUAAGGAGAUACCCAAAGAGCAAGUAGCUAAUUAUGUCAUUUAUCAAUUACUUAAGACUUUCUUUUUCGAUUAUGAGGCAACGAAUAGCGCGAAGGAGAAACUAUGCUUGGACAAGACGAAACUCUAUUUCGCCAAAGUGCUGGAUAACAUCAUCUACCGCAAGUAUAAUAGCGGCAGCACAGUAGCGGAUAUAAAUCUCAUUUGGCUAAAAAUAAGAGAGAUUUUCCAAGAAGAACUGGAAUCGGAUAGCUUAAAGUGGAUAUCGGCAAUGACACGCAAAGUGGCGCUAGAGAAGUUAGCCGCCAUGCGUUUAGAAAUCAACUCAUACGAAACAUCUAAAUUCGCUGAAGAAUUCAAGGAACUAGCGCUGAGCCACACUGACUACAUUGAAAACAUAAAACAAGUACUCAUACAUAAAACCAAGCAAGGCUUGGCCAAUCUGCGCCAGGUACCGAAACCAAUGGAAAUGCCGGUGGCGCUCUCAAUCUCUCCCGCCUACAUUGGCAAAGAGAAUUUAAUAAAGAUUCCGGUUAUGUUGUUGCAACCCAACUUCCUUUGGUCUGAUCAUUAUCCGCACGCGCUUAAAUUUGCCACACUGGGCUACUUGGUGGCGCACGAAUUGAUUCACGGUUUCGACGAUAUGGGGCGCAAUUUCGAUGCUAACGGCACUGAGCAAUCCUGGUGGGACAACAAUUCCACCGAAGCUUUUAAUGAGCGAAAAAAAUGUUUCAAACGACAAUAUUCACUGUAUCGCUACAACGGCAAAUAUCUGCCACCGAGCGAGCUGCAGGCCGAAAAUAUCGCCGAUAAUGGUGGCAUACAGCUCGCCUACAGCGCAUAUCAGAAAUGGCUUGCAAGUCUAAACGACACCGCUUUGGUCGGGCGCAAACAGCUGCUGGCGUUGGAGACAUUGCCAAAUUUGAACUUCACAAAUCAUCAGCUAUUUUUCCUUGCCUUCUCGCAAUAUUGGUGCAAUGAUGUGGAUGAGCGUUAUAGGGACAAAGUUUCAUUGAUAAGUAUACAUGCGCCAGCAAAGUAUCGCGUGAUUGGCUCUUUGGCGAAUUUCCAAAGUUUCGCUGAAAAGUUUCAAUGCGCCAGCGGCACCAACAUGAAUCCAAAGCGGAAGUGCAAAAUUUAUUGAGAAUGAAUCUACUUUUCGUUGUACUUAAAUGCAUUGGUGUAUAGCAAUACAGACAUUUAUGUGUAUGUACCUUAGUUGUAGUAUUAGUUUGUAAGCAUUUCAAAUGUCACAGCAAAUGCAGGUAAGGGAAUUGGUAGAUAAAUAAAAAGGAAUUUAAUAUUUAC
Messenger RNA from Rhagoletis zephyria (snowberry fruit fly), 2523 nucleotides. Its product is annotated as endothelin-converting enzyme 1-like. The record is from RefSeq and is a predicted model, not a curated record. NCBI's taxonomy places the organism in Eukaryota, Metazoa, Arthropoda, Insecta, Diptera, Tephritidae. Gene Ontology annotation, biological process: protein processing. Gene Ontology annotation, cellular component: plasma membrane. Gene Ontology annotation, molecular function: metalloendopeptidase activity.